AUGGCGCGCGGACUGACAGCCGUGGUGCUGGCAGCCGCGCUUGUCCUAACCCCGCCUCUGCCUACCCCCGUGCUGCACUGGAGAUUGGACGACUCGCAGCAGUCGCAGCUGUCGCAGCAGUCGCAGGCGGAGCAGCCGUUGGGGCAGGCGGGGCAGGCGCAGGAGGGUGAAUGGGAGGCGCAGGCGCAGCAAUGGCGGAGGGCAGGGUUGGGGGUGGGGGUGGAGGUGCGAUGGGACGACGGCGCAGCGCAUGCUUUCCUACUGGAAAAGAUCAAGACGCUGGAGCGCUCCUUGGAAAGCCUGGUCACCUCCAUUAAGAACGGCAAGGCACUUGACAAAUUCAUCACUGUGUGGACAGGCCCUCUGGUGACAUCAGACGUGGUGGACGCGCAGGUCAAGGCAGUUCUCGACGCUGAGAAGAGGGAGGCGGGAUUUAACCUGGAGCGCAUUGGGGAGUAUGUUGUUGAUGCAGCUGCCGAUGCUGCUUCCAAGCUCUCUCGCUUCACUCUUGCAGCGGAGGGCGAGGUCUCUGCGGUGGCCGCAACAGGGCUCGUGGAGGGUGCAUUCGAUAAGUUCCUGGCAUUUGAGCUGUCAACAGUGUUCUCCCACCUGCAGCGCCUAGCCAUCUUCGCCCCCAUUGUCGCCGCUGGCAUGUGGUGGCAAAUGCAGGGUCGGAAUGUCUUCUCUUGGGAUGGGAAAGAGGUCUCCCCUGACGGCAGCAGCAGCAGCAGGUCGGGAGGAGGAGGGCAGGGCGGGUGGGAGUCGGAGGAGGAGGAGGAGGCGAGGCAGCAGCGGGCGCUGCGUGUUCGGAGGGAGCUCCGGCGGAUCGAGCUUAAAGCAGAGCUCAGAGACGAGCUGGCUGCUCUCGGUGAGAGGGCUUUGAGGCCAGGCAUGCCCCCUUCGUCCACGACAGCAGCGGAGCGCAAGGAGGUGGAGGACCUGCUGCUGCAGCUCUGCCAGCUCGGCCCACCUAUUGGAUACCUCACGGGCGGAGCAGCAGACGGAGGGGACUGGGAGGGCGGAGGGGUGCAGGAGUGGGGCGAGAGCGAGGGUUGGGAUGGGGACGGUGGUGCCGGAGGUGCUCCGCUUACGCAUGGAUCGUGGGUGCUCAUCUAUGCUUCAUGCGACCCCGAGCCUCCUCCAUCUACGGACCCGCCUCCCCUGCCGGCCAUUCCCCUCUCGCCCAUGCAGCUGCUGCUCCGGGCGGCAGAACUGCCGGGCCAGCAGCAGCAAGCAGCAUCCCAGCAGCAGCAAGGGCAGUUGGCAGGGCUCUUAACGUCCUUCUCCUCGCUCUCCCUCCAGCCUCUGGAGGUCUGGGGCAACACCGUUCCCUCUGAUGACCUCCCGCUGCUCACGCUCACUCUCCCCGUGCCCCAGGCGAUACAGAGGGCUGUGGCUGCGCGUGCAGCCACGGCAGCGGGGGGUGAGUGGGUGACGUGCUACGUGGAUGAUGAUUUGAGGGUGGAUUGCAACGAGGAAGGGCUGUUCCUCGCGUUUGCCCGUGCAAGUGAAUGA
Closterium sp. NIES-65 is the source of this 1515-nucleotide messenger RNA. The record is from the annotation of a GenBank genome assembly. NCBI's taxonomy places the organism in Eukaryota, Viridiplantae, Streptophyta, Zygnematophyceae, Desmidiales, Closteriaceae.